Sapajus apella (tufted capuchin) is the source of this 1965-nucleotide messenger RNA. RefSeq names its product coiled-coil domain containing 116 (gene CCDC116). NCBI's taxonomy places the organism in Eukaryota, Metazoa, Chordata, Mammalia, Primates, Cebidae. Gene Ontology annotation, cellular component: centrosome. The record is from RefSeq and is a predicted model, not a curated record.
CACUUGUGUGUGUGAAAUGCAAGUGUUAGGAAAGCUUCAGGGUGACCCUGAAUAGACCUCCACUUUGCAGAUGAGGAAAUUGGACCUCAAGAGGGGCCAUCUUGCACCCUGUCAUCAGUCUGUAGGUGGCAGAGCCACAGUCCAAACCCAGGGCUCCAGACUCCAAAAUGCAGCUUCUUCCACCACUCACUCCCACCUAGCUCCUAGUGUUACCCUAGGAGGACCCCAGAGAACCUUCAUCUGUAGGGCACUCCUGCCCACUGUGACAUGCCCGUCUGCCCAGGUGCAGCCACCCAAGAAGCCACUGGUCCCAGAAAUGGGGCCAGCCUCCAAGCUGGGCCAUGUGCCACACCCACCAUCCACAUGUGGCAGCUCAGUGCUCCAGGGCCAACGCCGAAACAAGAGGCACCCUCAGCCCUUUGGCCACUUUCUGGAUUUCCUGACUGAAAGCCAGGUCCUGGACAGCUUGGAGACAGUGGUGGAGGAGGCGACCGAGCGCAUGGCUGCCAUGAAGACGGAGGCUGGGGUGCCACUGGUGGAGGUGCAGGACCCAGUGGAGGUGCCAAGUGGUAGGCGGCGGGCCCGUGCCCGGCCCAGCCUCAGCACUGUGCACCGGCACCGUGCACAGCCAAGCCUCUGCACUGGACACCCCAACAACUACCCAUCCAGCUCCAGCUCCAUGUCUGACUCUCAUGGCAGCCUCAUGGCUGGCUGGCUGGGCCCCCAUGUCAGGGACAGUGACCUGGGGGCCCAAGGCUUAGGCUCAUUGCCACCUGUGAGGGACAAACUCCUGCUGGAGAAGAACCUCAAGCGGCUGCUACAGCUGGAGAGGAAAGGGAAAGGCCUCAAUCAGUCCUGCACUCAGAGAAACUCCCUGCUGUGGGAUUCGCUGGGCAGCCAGACCAGCUGCCAGUGGACCCAGGAGCAGUCCCCAUCCUGGUUCUCAGGGCUGCUGGGCUCAAGCUCUGGCAUGCCUGAAGCAUCAGAGCUGAGGCCUGGAGAACGGGAACGGAUCUUCCACAAGCAGGAGUUCAACAAGGAGCUGAAGUCGUUACUGAGCCAGCUGGAGUCCCUCGACCUGCCUGGCUACUGUCCGCUCCGUGAGCCCCACCGCAUGCUGAACUUCCUGGCCGAGCACCACCUGUUCCCCGCCCUGCAGAGCGUGGUCAGUCAGGCUGUGGACAAGCUCCGUGAUGCCUGCUGCUGUGAUGGCCGCCCUCUGUUCCCCACCAGCUUGGAGCCCACCUCAGAGCUGCAGGGACAGAGCAAUCUGCAGCCUCUGGGCUCUGAGCCGACCAAUCCCACCAACACGGGGCAGCCCCAUGCUUCCCUCCAUCCCACAGCCUCCAGCCCCAAGAUGCCUCACAGAAAACACAAGGACAGAGGAGGCUACCCCUCCAUGUCUAGUGCCCAGGUGGCCACCAGAUUCAAGCUCAAGGUGACACCCACGGAGAAGCCCAAUGUCCCCAGUUCCUCACUCUACUCCAGGAAAGAGGUGCCUGACUCAGAUCCCAAAUUACAAAACCCACCUGUUUCCCUGAGCUCCAGCCAGAGGGCCAAGCCCUGGCGGGGCCUGCACCUCACUCUGCCUGCCCCUGGAAUUGUGGUGGAGGUGGAUUGCAGCCAGGGCCACCUCAGGGGCCCUGUCACACCUCCGUCUGCCUUCCCCUGUCCCCACUCUUCCUGCUACUUUCUCCCCAAGCUCUUCUCAGUUGCCUUAUCUCCCGCCUCACUAUCGGAGGUGACCUCCUCGAAAGUAGGACCAGGCAUGAGUUUGCAGGAGAAGGACUCCCUGGGCCCACCUCUCCUAGCAGCCACUGGCACUGGCAGGUGCUCAAGACCAAGGUCUCUUGCCCUGCACUGUGGAAAUCUGGACAGGGACUAAACUGAUGGGAGCCCAGGAAUGCUGGCCUAGCUAUUACCAGGUGUUAUCACAGAUGAAUAAAGGCUAUUUUUUAUGCUGGG